UGUCUCUCUUUUUUUUUGUUUUUUUUUUUUUCUUUUCUUCUCCAUAUAAGCCCUACUGAGUCGAUUUUCCUAUACACUUGAUGGAAGGAAAAAACUAUUCAGCCGUUCCUCCUCCGCCAUCACUCACAGACAAAGAAACUCCAGUUAAUUUCAGUGAUGCGCUUUCUAGAGCAAGAGCGAUUGCAGAGAAAUUAAAGCAAACUACAGCUUCCACAACUGAACAACCACAACCGCCACAACAACAACCUUCCUCUUCUACAGUCUAUUCAGGAACAAAGCGUGGUUAUGAAGACAGUUCUCCAUCAACCAGUCAUCAGCAAGAUGACCGCGAAAAUAAAAGAAGUGCUUAUGACAGCGGUGCUUCUAGACCAUCAUAUGUGUCAAAUGAACCUCGUCGAUACGGUUUAGGUUCAGAAGAACGAAGACCAACGAGCAAUUAUGGAACGAAUUCGGGUCGUCAAGAAGAAUACAAGGUUCCUAAUCACAUGGUAGGAUUGCUCAUUGGCAAAGGAGGCGAGAAUUUGAAAAAGAUUGAACGCAUGUCUGGUGUUUCCAAAGUACAAUUUGCAGCAGAUACAUCGGGACCUGAGAGAGUUGUUUAUAUUGCAGGAGAGCCUGAUCAAAUCAGCAUAGCACGCGACAUGAUUCGACAAAUGGUAGAAGAUGCAAAAGUAACAGAAGCGAAUCGAAGUGGUGCUACGACUGCUCCCCCUGCUGGAGGGUACCAUCAUCAUCACCAUCAUUAUGGAGGAGCUGCAGGCGGUAACACGAUGACGAUCAGAAUACCAGUUCCAAAAGUUGGAUUAGUGAUUGGUCGUGGAGGUGAAACGAUCCGUGAGUUUGAACAGCAGAGUAGAGCAAAAAUCCUCCUCUCGUCUGACAGUUCGAAUGAUAUCAACAAUGAGAGAGCAAUCACUUUAUUAGGUGAUGAUGCAGCAGUACAACAUGCAAAACAUCUUAUUGAAGAACUUGUUUAUGGUUCACCCAACGUGAGUUUUAUAGUACUAUUGGAAAAAAAAACUAAUUUGAGUGUGUAGCUAUCAGCACCUCGUUUUGCAUCAUACGGUCUUGGCCAUACGACGAAUCCAAAUGAUCAAAGAAUUUAUGUGCCUAUCCCAUCUACAGUGGUUGGACUGAUUAUAGGCAGAGGUGGAGAAACGAUUAGAUAUUUUCAAGAACAAUCAGGUGCUCGAG
This is a messenger RNA of Rhizopus microsporus ATCC 52813, 1194 nucleotides long. RefSeq lists its product as uncharacterized. Gene Ontology annotation, cellular component: cytoplasm; nucleus. The record is from RefSeq and is a predicted model, not a curated record. The transcript has 4 exons. Gene Ontology annotation, molecular function: mRNA binding. Bases 81 to 1037 code for a protein of 318 amino acids. Gene Ontology annotation, biological process: regulation of gene expression. NCBI's taxonomy places the organism in Eukaryota, Fungi, Mucoromycota, Mucoromycetes, Mucorales, Rhizopodaceae.